UGUGUUCCUGACACGAAGAGAGGGAGAGAGGGAGCAUGGAAUGUGUAGCCAGCUGUUAAAGAGAGACAAGACAUAUCUGCUGAGUGUUGCCCAGGUGUGAUAUCCUGUCCUGGGCUAGGAGAGAAGAGGACAGUGGGGGUAGACUGUUUUUUUUUGGUGUCGGUUCAGCUAGCACUGGCACACACACGCGCGCUCGUGGGAUUACUGUUGCUGCGUCCCCGGCCGGUGGUGGGAAGGGAAGGAAGGAAGUAAAGGAAGGAAGGGAGAGAGAGAGGGAGAGAGAGAGAGAGAGAGAGAGAGGAGAUAGAGAGAGAGAGAGAGAGAGGAGGGAAGAUGAAUGCGCUGAGACUGAAGGAGCUGUCUAACUCAGACCUGUACCGCCGGAGACAGGAGAGACCCGACAGCUAUGGGAGCGUGGCGAGAGACAGCCUCAGCAACAUGGCUAACGCCCUGGCCAACGCCAUGUGUGAACGCUGCAAGAGUGGCUUCGCCCCUGCAGAGAAGAUCGUCAACAGCAACGGGGAGCUGUACCACGAGCAGUGCUUCGUCUGCGCCCAGUGCUUCCAGCAGUUCCCAGAGGGACUCUUCUAUGAGUUUGAGGGUAGGAAGUACUGCGAGCAUGAUUUCCAGAUGCUGUUUGCUCCCUGCUGCCACCAGUGUGGUGAGUUCAUCAUUGGCCGUGUCAUCAAAGCUAUGAACAACAGCUGGCACCCAGACUGUUUCUGCUGUGACCUGUGCCAGGCUGUCCUGGCUGAUGUGGGCUUUGUCAAGAACGCUGGCAGACACCUGUGUCGCCCGUGUCAUAACCGCGAGAAGGCGCGUGGUUUGGGCAAAUACGUCUGCCAGAAGUGCCACGCCAUCAUCGAGGAGCAGCCCCUGCUGUUCAAGAAUGACCCCUACCACCCUGACCACUUCAACUGCAACAACUGCGGCAAGGAGCUUACAGCGGAUGCCAGGGAGCUGAAGGGAGAGCUCUACUGCCUACCCUGUCACGACAAGAUGGGCGUGCCCAUCUGUGGGGCCUGCCGGAGACCCAUUGAAGGCCGUGUGGUCAACGCCAUGGGCAAGCAAUGGCACGUGGAGCAUUUUGUGUGUGCUAAGUGUGAGAAACCCUUCCUUGGACACCGCCACUACGAACGCAAGGGGCUGGCCUACUGUGAGACCCACUACAACCAGCUAUUUGGAGAUGUCUGCUACCACUGCAACCGAGUCAUUGAAGGCGAUGUGGUUUCAGCCCUGAAUAAGGCCUGGUGUGUCAACUGUUUUGCCUGCUCCACCUGCAACACCAAACUGACCCUCAAGGAUAAGUUUGUGGAGGUGGAUCUGAAGCCAGUUUGUAAACACUGCUAUGAGCACAUGCCAGAUGACAUGAAACGCCGGCUGGCCAAACGUGAGCGCGACUCCAAAGACAAGAAGAAGAAAAUGGCCAUGUGUCUGUAACCUUCUAUCCUUCUUUCCUUCUUACUUCCACGCUCCAUUCUUUGGAACAAGUUUGUGGAGUUUGACAUGAAGCCGGUGUGUAAGAAGUGCUAUGAGAAGUUCCCCCUGGAGCUUAAGAAGAGACUGAAGAAGCUCUCCGAGACUGUCGGCCGAAAGUAAACUGGCCGAUGUACAUGCAGACAGAGGGCCAAACCUCUGCCUUGCAUAAUACCAUAUUAGAAAGGAGGAAAGUGACAACAUGUGCAAGACUUGUGAGGCAUUCGUGAUGGUUGCGUCUUAGGUUAUGGUCAGGUUUGAUGGUAGAUAAAUUCAAUUGAUUUGGUUCAUUUGUUCUUUUAAUCGUGGUCUCAUAGUGAUGACCAGCUCAUGGGCCUUACGCAGAAAGACAGACAGACACAGACAGAGUUGUGUCCAUAUUAAUCAGCCUUAGCUCAGUGCCUGCAUCUUAAUAUAGCCUCAAGAUGCCUAUGUUAUUUCUUUUUUAUUUCUCUUAACUUAUCCUUUUCCUUUUUAUAAAAUCAUGCACACAGGCCACUGGCUCUGUGGGUUUUGAUCAAUAAAGAAGUGUAUUAUGAAAGUGUUGAGAUAAGAAAGAAGCCUAAAUGCAAGGUUAGUCUGUCAGCCAACAUGAAUUGUUGUGCAAAAUAAAGACUACUGCCUUACUGUUGGUGUUGGUGAUAAUAUGUAUUUUUUUUUGCAGUACUGUACAUAUAUAUAUAUAUAUAUAUAGAUUAAUAUAGGAAAUAUCAGUACCAAAAACGGAGAAAGACAAGCCUCCAUCCCAGCACCUCAGGUCAUAAGAUGGUGUAAAGUACAAAUACUGACUGUUGUGUAUUACUUGUAUCACAGUAUUACAUGAUAUUACCUGCAGGCCUUUUCUGUUCACCUUUGUUAUGAAUUUGCAUGUCAUUGUAUGUCAGUUUGCAUGUCAUUGUAUUCAACAUUACAUUCACGCUUUAAAGCUACAGUUUAUGUAUCCUAUAAGAUUUAUACACAGUCACCAAUGGCCUUCACGUGUAUGGGUCCAACAAUGCCAUUAAUAAGUAGCCUAACACACUCUUAUGGCACAAUAAAUCGAGCCAGUUGUCUGGCAAUGAUUUGGAAAUGUGUAAUCCUUUGUUCUUUGCAUCACUGUAUGUGUUUGAGAUGGAAAAUACAUAUUGUGUAAACAAACAGGGACACAUGUCGAUGUUGUAAUGAAUUGUAUUAAACCGGAUGUGUGACUAAUGAUG
Messenger RNA from Osmerus eperlanus (European smelt), 2672 nucleotides. RefSeq names its product LIM and senescent cell antigen-like-containing domain protein 1. Gene Ontology annotation, cellular component: cell-cell junction; focal adhesion; cytoplasm. The record is from RefSeq and is a predicted model, not a curated record. Gene Ontology annotation, biological process: positive regulation of substrate adhesion-dependent cell spreading; positive regulation of integrin-mediated signaling pathway; cell-cell junction organization. The transcript has 11 exons. Lineage: Eukaryota; Metazoa; Chordata; Actinopteri; Osmeriformes; Osmeridae. Bases 334 to 1440 code for a protein of 368 amino acids.